GUCUCCGCGCUGCUUUUAGUUAUUAUAUUAAGGCCUCAGUUUUUAUGUCCCCGAGUGUAUUCUCAUCUGUCAAUCAAAGAGAGUUCUUUCGCUUCACGGCAGAAAAACAAAAAACAUUGCCUAUAAUUGGUGUGGAGAAUUUUGAAUGUCGAAGAAACCAAGCGUACCAUCUUCAUUCAGUUUUAGCUCCGAAUUCCCCACCGUUCGCUUGUGACUUUUCCCCAACUCUUACCGAUCUCAUUUUAAUCGCUCAGGAGGAUGGCUUAGUUCACCUGUAUGAUACUUCUGUUACUGGUACUCAAGCCUUUCUCAAACAUUAUGAAGCACAUAAUAACGCAGUAUUCGACGUUAAGUGGCUUUCGUCUGGAUCAAGCUUUCUGACAGCCUCCGGGGAUCAGUCUAUUAGAUUGAUCGAUGCUGAAACAGGUGUCGUAAUACAACAAUUCUUUGGACAUACUAUGUCAGUACGCAGUCUUUCAUUUAUGCCCAGUGACUGUCAUAUCUUUGCAUCUACUUCACGCGAUGGUAGUAUACGUAUGUGGGAUACUCGGGUUAAACCGGACGCACUAAAUUUUCGAGGCUCACCAGGAAUAUCAAGUGUUGGAGUUUUACCACAAUGUCAUGUACCGUUUUUGCCUAAUUCUUCUAAUACAGACGGGAGAAGAACACGUACUCCAAAGCGUUCAGCGACUGAUGCACAAAGUGUCACUUCGGUCUUGUUUGUGGAUGAUAAUACCUUUUUGUCUGCAGGAUCAUCGGAUGGGUCUAUCAAGAUGUGGGAUUUAAGACGAGUGUUUUGUGUUGGAAGUAAAAAGCAAGCAAAACCAAAAUUUAUUUUACCUUAUUCAGGUACUUCACAAAAACAAAGUGGCUAUUCGGAUUUGGUAGUCAAUUCGUAUAGAACACGUCUAUUCGCCAAUUGCCUAGAUAAUGUUGUAUAUGAAUAUGAUCUGACACAGUUAACUACACAACCAGUUUUCGUUUAUACUGGUCAUGUGACAGAUUCAUUCUACGUGAAAUUAGAUAUCAGUCCAGAUGAUUCCUACAUAAUUUGUGGUAGUUCAGAUCGUCGAGCGCAUAUUUAUGCUGUUGGUAAAUGUCGACAACAACCAAUAGUUCUUUCCGGUCAUACAGGUGAAGUUAGUGUUCCACGUUGGUGUAAAGGCGAUCCUACUAGGAUUGUUACUUUGUCAGAUGAAUCUCAAGCAUUUGUUUGGAAUAUGUUCCCCGCUCGACGUUAUACUUUACCGGAUUCGGGGGAAUUAGCAGGUCUCGCUGAACUUAUUUCACCUUCAAAAUCACUUAUGAACACAAGUCAACUAGAGAAAUGUAUUUUAUCUUCAACUAUAUCACAGUCGAAUAAUGUAAAUAAUAAAUUAGGUAGCCUUUCUUUACCCGAUUUCAAUUGUCGAUCACCCAUGACUUCAGCUCGUCGACGACAAUCAAAUAUCCGACAUUUCCUUGAAACUGUCUCUCCAGUUAACUCAUCUAGUUCUACAUCAACUACUAACAAAUCUUUGGUCGCUUUAUCUUCAUUGUCAAACAUUAUGAGUACAAAUGGUGUAGUUUUAAAUUCAAAUCUACAAACAAAACGGUUGCCAAGUUUAGCAACGCUUACCGAAACUUUAGGUGGGGUUGUACAACGAUUUCCAGGCUUAUCAACAGGACUCCAAAAUAUCCAUUCUGCACCGAGUACACCUCCUCUAGGUUGUUAUUCUUUGAACUCUGUCAAUCGUAGUCCAUUUAUUAAUACUCCAACAAAAAUUGAAUCCCCUAUAACACCAGAACAGUUGCUUAUUCAUCCAUUCUAUAUGGAAGAUUCUGAAAAUAUUAAUCCAGACGAUUUGUUACACUCAGUGUCAUCUCGAGGUCUUCCUUUGGAUUGUGUUGAUGGACGAGUGUUAAGUCAGUCUCCAAUUAUCCGUUGUUCUGUAGACAGACCUGCGUAUAAUCCGAAUUCUCCGACUACACCAUCAAAAAGAUUCCCAUUAUCCUUAAAUCAAUCAAUUUUUAAUACUCCAGUGUCACAACCGUCAGUUGAUGAAUUAUCUAUAAUGGAAUCAAGAAAACGUAGAAUAUCAGAUAUAUUUGAUGUUUCUCCUGGUUCAAGUCCAACUCUUGUCAAUUCUGGUAGAAUUGAUUUGCCUAAUAGUGUUAAUCGUGUCAGAGAAAAAAGACGUCGGUUAACUGCAUUUCCGUCAACUUCACAAUCGGUUGCUUCUCCCAACAGUUCUCCUAUCGUUCCAGUGACUAAUUCUCGGCGUCGACGAAUGACAACAAUGUGUUCUUCCGCACAUAAUCCGAUCACAAAGUAUUUCAAGAAAAAUGACUGACGUUUUCAACAGAUGCUACCUUUUUGUAAUAUAAUUUUAACUUGUAGAUAUUCUUUUCUUGUAUGAUCCCUUACAUUUUUUUAUGGAAGCCAGUUUUUAAAUUUUUCUAUCCUUAUGUAUUUUCUUUUUCUUAUAACAAAAUAAACUCUGACUUAUGCACGUUUACGUGUACAUUUCACUAUACAGUGAUAUUUUUAUAUGUGUAGAACUUUGCAACUGUGUUUCUUCAUUUUUUAAAUAACGUUUUAUACCUCAACACGUACAGAUCUAAUUUUAGGAUUUUAUACAGUACUGUUUUGUAAAACUUAACCUUUCUGCUUUAUAUUAAACUGUAUUCAAUUGAGAAAAUAACUUGACCUCAUAUUCCUUUCAUUAAACCUGAUAUAUUGAGACUUUGUAUUUUUAUAAAAUGUGCCAUUGUCUAUCUGUUUUCUCUGUCAAUUGGUGUAUACUAGUUUUAUCUUGCAGUUGUUUUCAACGGAAGUCUUUACUGUUUUUAAAGUGCAUCGUUAUUGGGGUUGCAAGAGUCAUAAUAAUCGCUCAACCGCAAUACGAUUAAUGUUUUCCAAUCAUAACUUUCUCGUGGUAUAACUACUGAUUGCAUGCUGCCUCCCCCUUGCACCACUAUAGUUUCAUGAUUGUUCCAAUUAUUUUACAAAAUAAAGUCCGUUCAAAGAUUG
Messenger RNA from Schistosoma curassoni, 3013 nucleotides. The record is from the annotation of a GenBank genome assembly. NCBI's taxonomy places the organism in Eukaryota, Metazoa, Platyhelminthes, Trematoda, Strigeidida, Schistosomatidae.